AACAAUGGCGACAUCUUGGAACUAUGUCGGUGAGACACAUCCCUCACCGUAAGGAUCUCGGAUCCUCUGCCAAUCUGAUUGCAGAGCAACAUCUAUGUCUCACAGAUGAUAGGCAAUGUUUUUCGACACCCUUUCGAUUAUCAUUGCGUAAUACGAGUACGUCAAUCUAAACCCACCCAACUGCACAUGAAUUAUAUUAAGAUUACAUAUAAGCGCUCGCUUCUGCUUGUAUCUGGGGCUCUGCAAGCGUGGCACGUUCGGAUCGAACCGAAACGGACCGCCGGAGACGUCAACUCCAAGGAAGCGCCGAGAGAAAUGCAAAAUUGUUGUUCAUUUCAGCUGGGAUCCAUGUGCAUCAAAUUUUCACGUCUAUCGUACGGCGUAGCGGAGACGUUUGAUAAUAAUCUGUCAGUGCUUUCCGUCGACGUGGGGUGGCUUCCAGUUCCUCCAUUCGUCCUUCUGCUCUACCAGAACAUAGCCCGGCCCCUACAUGCUGUUCAUGUUUGCAAACUUUGUCUCGCAUGUGUGUAUGUAUGUGCUAAUUGCCCUGCCCUGCGAUCGGUCAAUUGACAGGUGCCCCGUCUUGGGUAGUGGGAGGUCUGCGAUCGCAUGAUCAUUUCGCAGGACUGAUGAAGGAUUUUCCAUACAGCCACUCCGUUGUUCAGAAGCAUGAUUCGGGCCGUUCCUCGGGCUUGCGCUCUGAAUACUGUUGGUUUAGGCGGACAUGCAGCCGUGAGGCUCGUGGGACCCACUCCCAUUUUCCCUUUGCAUGGUGGCCAAGAUCGUGGG
This is a messenger RNA of Aaosphaeria arxii CBS 175.79, 789 nucleotides long. RefSeq lists its product as uncharacterized. The record is from RefSeq and is a predicted model, not a curated record. Bases 106 to 570 code for a protein of 154 amino acids. NCBI's taxonomy places the organism in Eukaryota, Fungi, Ascomycota, Dothideomycetes, Pleosporales. The transcript has a single exon.